GGGGGACACCCCGACCACAGCCCCAGCUUUUACCCGGACACCCUCUGAGGAAGGAGACGGAGAGGGCGCGGGCCCCCCAGACUUGAGACGAUGCCGUGGUGGAGAUGACCCAGGAGGCCACGGAGCCCGCUGAGGUGGACAUCACGGGUCUGUGUCAGGACGUGUUCUCCAAAAUGGCCACGUACCUAACCGGCGAGCUGACAGCCACCAGUGAAGACUAUAAACUUCUGGAAAAUAUGAAGAAACUGACUAGCUUGAAGUAUCUAGAAAUGAAAGAUAUUGCAGUAAACAUAAGUAGAAACCUAAAGGACUUAAACCAGAGAUCUGCAGCACUUCAGCCUUAUCUGGAUCAGAUCACUUUAAUUGAGGAGCAAGUAGCAGCUCUUGAGCAGGCAGCUUACGCGUUGGAUGCAUAUUCAAAGAAACUAGAAGCAAAGUACAAAAAGUUAGAGAGGUGAUGAAACAAUUCAUUAGCACAAAGACUUUACAAGAAUGUUUCCUAAGAGCUGAAAUAAGUGGGAUGGAACUUAUCGCUAUACUUCAGUUUCUGAAAGGAAGCGGUGCUGCUGAUCCAAGGAGAAUCCCAGCCCUUACCUCUAGUUGGAUGUGUAACUUUGACCACCCCUUGAUGUUUCCUAAACCUGUAGCCCCUGGAACCUUAUCUUAUCGUGUGCUUCAUUGUGUGCCCUGGACCAAGGCUCAGAAAUCAGGAUCAACCCCAUCGGGAGCAGACACAAAGGAGAGGCUCUCGUCUCCCUGCCUCCUCCCUUCUUCCCUCUCCCCUAGGCCACCCCAUUCAUAACCUGUUUCGUCAACUUAAAUAAUAAAUGCUGACUUAUGACCAAAAAAAACCAAGAAAAAUUGCAAAGUAUUCCCAAUCACAU
Messenger RNA from Phascolarctos cinereus (koala), 884 nucleotides. NCBI's taxonomy places the organism in Eukaryota, Metazoa, Chordata, Mammalia, Diprotodontia, Phascolarctidae. The record is from RefSeq and is a predicted model, not a curated record.